Messenger RNA from Cimex lectularius (bed bug), 1704 nucleotides. Its product is annotated as GTPase Obg. Gene Ontology annotation, molecular function: GTPase activity; rRNA (uridine-N3-)-methyltransferase activity; magnesium ion binding. The coding region runs from base 106 to 1632 and encodes 508 amino acids. Gene Ontology annotation, cellular component: mitochondrion; cytoplasm. Gene Ontology annotation, biological process: rRNA base methylation. The transcript is spliced from 2 exons. The record is from RefSeq and is a predicted model, not a curated record. Lineage: Eukaryota; Metazoa; Arthropoda; Insecta; Hemiptera; Cimicidae.
UGUGCGAAGGUUAAAGAAAGCGUGCAGUUCAAAUUAUAAGAAGUCUUUUCAAAAAUUAUUAUUUAAUGCGAUAAUUUGACAAUUUCGUUGCCGUGAGUCGAUAUUAUGGACGUUUUCCUUUUGGAAAAAGGUGAUAAAGUGCUUCUGCUCGGCGAGGGCAAUUUCUCAUUCACCUGCGAACUAGUCAGGAUUCUAAAAGAGUCCUGUGGCUUUCAGGACUUUUCGGGCUUCUUUUCGACCUGCCUGGAAGACGAAGAGUCUUCGGCGAUCACAGCAGAAAACAAGGCGUUAUUGGAAAAAGAAGAUAUUUAUGUUCCAGGGGUCCGAGUACUGUACGGAGUCGAUGCCACAAAACUGUCCCAAAACAAACACCUGCAAAAUGGGAAUUUUCGCAAGGUCAUAUUCAAUUUCCCUCAUGUCGGCGGGAAAAUGAAGAUACAUUUGAACAGGCUCCUGCUUAAAGAGUUUUUCACAUGCGCCUCCGAUGAUGGCCUGUUGUCCCACGAGGGUGAAAUUCUUAUGAGCCUGUGCUCCGGCCAGGGCGGCACCGGGGCUGAAAAGAGGCAGCGUAGGUGGGACGACACAUGGCAAGUAACAGAAAUGGCCGCUUUUGGAAAUUUCUUACUGAAGCGAAUCGAAAACUUUCCCCACACACUUUUUCCAAGCUAUGUCUCAACCGGGUUCAGAAGUACUAUCAGGAGUUUCCACACAGAAGGAGCAUUGAUCCAUAUUUUUAAAAAGUCCAAUAAGGCUCUGCAAGAAGAAAUCGACUCCGAUGAAAUAUCCAACCUCCAUAAAUUCCACACCGUGAAUGACAUUGAAGUGACUUCUGAAUAUAAAAAUGUGAUUUUGAAAAACCCUUUUCAGAACCCUGAAAGUCCUCAGUCUUAUUUAUAUUCUAUAUUUGCACAUUGUGCUGAAAAAUUUGGUGUUAAUGUUAUUAACGAUCUUCCUAUGAGUGUCAACAAGGUUUCAACACACAUUGGACCGAUAUGUUUUCAAAAUAAAAAACCUCGAUUCUUAAGAAAAUCCUUAUUUGAAGUUUUAGAAAACGUUGUUGAAGUGAUCGCCUCGGGUAUAGUUUUUAAUGACAUUUCGUGUAUGUCUCAACCUCUUGCUGAUUGUGAGUUGUUGAUACACAGUAAAAACAUACAGGAAAUUGUUAAAGAAAGCAUAACAAUAAUAUCAAAUAAAUUUACUGCAACAAUAGAAGAUAUAACUUACUGUGUAUAUAACUCUCAUGAAUGUUGCUCAAUUAACAUUGACAAGUUAUGCUCUUAUUUAUACCAAGUCGACUCGCAUCAACUUUGGCUCGGAACUUGCCUGAAUAACAUUUUCAUUCCGUUAAGCAUUUUUCCGAAACAGUAUGAUUUCGAUGUCUCAUUCGGCUCAGAUCGAACAAUCGAUGAAAGAACAUUCCGCACCAUUUUAUACCGCCUCCCCUGUGGGAUAAUAUCUUCCAUUAGAUUAUUAUCCGUCUUCCACCCAGAAGAAAUUCAAAUGAUAUACUAUUGUUAUAGAAUCACUUACGUGUCUUACGAAUAUCCUCUACACAGAUUACGAGUCAUUAAAUAUAACUAUAACGUCUUGUGCAAAACAUUAGAAAAGUUCUUUAAAGUCAAUAUUAGAUAAUAUUAAUCCAAUAUGUAACUGUUUUAUAUUUAUUUUAUUGUAAAAGUAAACUGUAAAUAUUUUUACAUAAAU